Molecule: messenger RNA, 1719 nt
Organism: Microplitis demolitor
Lineage: Eukaryota; Metazoa; Arthropoda; Insecta; Hymenoptera; Braconidae
Gene: igl
Exons: 4
Coding region: 69-674 (201 amino acids)
Molecular function (GO): calmodulin binding
Source: RefSeq, a predicted model, not a curated record
UUGUUACAAAGUUUAAUUUAUUGAAAAUUGUCAUAACAUAAAAGCAGUGGUUUAUAAAUUAAUUAAAGAUGGGAUGCAACACUAGUAAAGACAGUGUUCAACCGGCAUCAGAGGAAGCAAAGGAGGAUGUUAAGAAUGGUGAUAUUCCAAAGUCUACAGCAAGUAUCGUUACUUCAACAGAAGAAUCACCCGAAGAAAAUUCAAAAGAAAACAGUACAGUUGACACAACUGAAAACAAUCUAGAAAAAGCAGCUACAAAGAUACAAGCCGUAUUUAGAGGACAUCACAUCAGAAAGAGUAUGAAAGGCACAGAAGCUGCAUCUCUGCAAAAACAGAACAAGGGAGAAGAGAGCGAUCCCACAAAGGAACAACUACAAGAUGAAUUUCGAGCGGAUGAUGUCGAUUUGUGUAACGCAGCAACAAAGAUCCAAGCAUCGUUUCGUGGACACAUGUCAAGAAAAGACCAAGCCAUUUCAUCAGUCGUGAAAGCUACUGAAGAUGUUAUAGGGAAUGUAUCGUCAAAACUAGAACAAAAGAUGGAUGACGCAGCUAGUGAAUUAGAAGGAAUCGAUUUGACCGAUCCAGAUCUGCACAAAGCAGCAACUAAAAUUCAAGCGAGUUUCCGAGGCCAUAAAGUUCGCCAAGAAGUAGUUGUAACUGAGACCAAAAAAUAAGGUUACAUAAUAAAUAUAAUGGAGUGAUAACUAGUGAUCCUAUCAAUAUGUGCAAUCUUUACCUAUAAAUAGGAAUAACAUGCAAUUAAUGGACCUAAUUUAUAUAUAAAUAUAAUUAUAUUUAUAUAUAUAAAUAUAUAUAUAUAUAUAUAUAUAUAUAUAUAUAUAUUCUUUUCCUUAUUUUAAAAAUUUUUCGAUCUGUGACUAUUGUUGAAUGUAAUAAUAAUAAUAAUAAUGUCAAUAAAAUUUAAGAGAGGUACUUCACUUAUUUAUAUAUAUAUAUAUAUAUAUAUAUAUAUAUAUAUAUAUAUAUAUAUAUAUAUAUAUAUGCAUGUCUCGCUAAGAACACCGUAGGUUACAAGUCAUUUUAAAACAAAAAUCAUUGAAAUUUACCCCGAGUGAUGAAUAAUUCUGCAUUCAGUUUAUAUUAUCAAUUUAUUUCUAAUGACAAACAAAGUACUGCACACAAUUUUUAAUAGCAAUCUAAAUGACAUUGCUUAAAGAAAAAAAUAACUAUUAAAACAUGUAAAAAAUUUAUGAAUAUUUGAUUUAAGUGAAAACCAAUGUAUUUCGAGAUUAGAUUCUAGAAAAAAAAAAAUUAUCACAAUGAAAUUUUCGACGUUCUUGAGUGCAAUCCAUGCAUCUAAUGUGAAAAGUUAAAACAAAAUCAUAAGUUAAAAAUCCAAUAUGAUCAAUCAAGCAGCUUAUCAAACACGACGUAGACAAACAUAAUUUGAAGCCAUUUCUACGCAACGUCGAACAACACGAUAAAGAAUAAAAGUUUAGGCAGUUAAAAUAUGUUCUUAUUAUUAUUAUUUUUUUUUCUGUUAAUAGUAUCAAAAUGUAAUAUAUAUUAAUUUUAUAAUUCUUGCCACAAGAGAAGUAAAAGUUUUUAGCUUGAUAAAGAUUAUUCAGUCUUAUUUAAAAAAACACUUUUUUAAAACAUAGAACGUUUAUGUACCAAUUAUCGGCACUAAUUAAUGAAUGUAAAAUAAGAAAUUGAAGUCACCUUCUCGACUUUAAAAUAAACAUUUAUUUUAAACCA